AUGAAAAUAGAGAGGAAAAUAUUCAAGAACAUCCAGAACCUGCACUUGCUCAAUCAAAGGCAGCAAAAAAAUGUUGAAAGAACAAUUUUUCUACCAUUCCCUCAAAGAGCCAUCCAGCCAAGCAAGAAGUCUGAAGAAACUGACAAAGAGAUUCUAGAGACUUUUAGAAAGGUAGAGGUGAAUAUACUUCUACUGGAUGCAAUCAAACAAAUACCUAGAUACGCCAAAUUCUUGAAAGAUUUGUGUAUCCAUAGAAGGCGUCUGAAGGGCAAUGAAAGGCCUAUAGGUGUGAUUAUUCAGUUGGUUAAUAGGAGCACAACACAUCCAGUUGGACUUGUGGAAGAUGUGUUAGUGAGAGUAAACGACCUUAUUUUCUUAACUGAUUUCUACAUUCUGGACAAAGAAUCAGUGAAGAGUAUUGCAUCAAUAAUUUUGGGAAGACAGUUUUUGAAGACUGCAAGAACGAAGAUUGAUGUGCAUGUUGGGACAAUUACCAUGGAUUUUGGAGACAAUAUUGUAGAAUAUGAUGUAUUGAGUACAACAAGUACAGUUGAAUCUAACCCUCGUGAUAUGAAUGUUGCAAAGAUUAUAACAAAUGAAGGUGCCAAAUCACUUCCAUCAAUGAAGCAACUUCCCACAUUACAGUUAAAGCCCUUACAUGAGCAUAUGAAAUAUGCUUAUCUGGAAACAAAUGAAAAGCUUCCAGUGAUAAUCUCCAACAAGCUUGAUAUUGAUUCAGAGGAGAGAUUGCUUGAAGCGAUCAAAAAGCACAAGAGAGCCAUAUGCUAG
Molecule: messenger RNA, 789 nt
Organism: Abrus precatorius (Indian licorice)
Lineage: Eukaryota; Viridiplantae; Streptophyta; Magnoliopsida; Fabales; Fabaceae
Exons: 3
Coding region: 1-789 (262 amino acids)
Source: RefSeq, a predicted model, not a curated record